CCUAAUUUUCUAUCAGUUUAACGUAUUUGAGCGCGGGCGGGCGGGCCGAACUGAACUGGGGAAGCUAGUCCUUGCCGUCGACGGCCAUCAAGAAAACAAUGACGGGGAUUUUAGGAAUGCGCUUCCCCACAAAAGAGCUGGCUGAUGUUUUCGCGGAGGACUCUGAAAACGAUCGAACAUUUUACGGUUUUUCUGACGGUGAAAUCAGCGAUCACAAGAAUUCAAAUUUGGAAGAUGAAGAUGGAGCCCAGCUUUCUCUUUCUCCCAAGAAACAGAAAGCCACAUCUAAACCAUCUGCUGCUGCCCGCCCCUUCAGACUCAGGGUGGCUCUCCGCUCCACUUUCACUGCCCAGCAGUCCACUGAUGAUGAGGAUGCAGAGGGUGAAGAAAAGAGUACCGAGAAGAGAGAGGUGAAGAGGGCAGGAAAGACCAGUCAGGCAAAGAAGAGGAGACGUGUUAAGUUUGAAGAUGAAGAGUCAGCAGUGGCUCGGCCGUCUCCUUCUAAGGAGCAUGGAUCAGAUUCAGCAGAAGAUGUGUCGGACUCUUUUCUGGCCAAGAGAGAACAGAACAUCAAAGCCAAUAAAGCAAUGUUGGCUCAGCUGAUGGCAGACCUGCAGAAGAUGCCAGGAGCUGCAGGUUUUCUGAAGAAACAAGGUGGUAAACAGCCAAAAGAGAGAAGUACUCAUCCACCACGCUCUGGUGCAGCUGGAGGGGAGUCCAGGAAGAACCCAGAGCGAGCGUCCCGCAGACAGACCCGCUCUAUGGGGGGAAGUGACAAUCCUUCAGCCCUGCAGGAGGAGAAACUGGAGCUCAGUUUAGAGGAGGAGCUGCUGGAGGUACGCCGGGCCCCGCAGCGCCGUGGAGCCCCACGACCUCAUCAGUCCAAACCUCAUAUUGUCCGACCUGUCGAAGACAUCACAGAGGAUGAGAUUCAGCUGAUUGCAGACAACAUGACUGAUAAAGUCUACGACAGAGUCAUAGGCUCUACAUGUCACCAGUGCCGACAGAAAACUGUCGACACUAAGACGUGCUGCCGCAGUGAGGACUGUCGUGGGAUUCAGGGUCAGUUCUGUGGGCCAUGCCUGAGGAACAGAUACGGAGAGGAUGUCAGGAAGGCGUUGCUUGAUCCGGAGUGGCGGUGCCCUCCCUGUCGAGGCAUUUGCAACUGCAGCUUCUGCCGCCAGCGUGAUGGCCGCUGCCCAACUGGUAUCCUGUUCCCCCUGGCUCAGUACCACGGUUUCUCGGACGUCCACUCUUACCUCAGCAGCCUCCAAAAAAAACUGAAGAGUGAGGAUGACGAUGGAGAGAUGUGAUUCCAAGACACCAGAGGGAGCAAUUGUUCCAAUUGUAUUGUAGUUUUGUGUUGAAAGUUUUGAGUCUUGCUGUUUUAGUCUGAGUGACACUUACACAUGCUGUGAUUUUAAACAAAUAAAGCAGUUUCCGACCAA
Messenger RNA from Thunnus maccoyii (southern bluefin tuna), 1448 nucleotides. RefSeq names its product cell division cycle-associated protein 7-like. Gene Ontology annotation, biological process: regulation of DNA-templated transcription. Gene Ontology annotation, cellular component: nucleus. The record is from RefSeq and is a predicted model, not a curated record. The transcript has 9 exons. The coding region runs from base 99 to 1313 and encodes 404 amino acids. Lineage: Eukaryota; Metazoa; Chordata; Actinopteri; Scombriformes; Scombridae.